AUGAAGGAGAUAAACGCCAAUUCCUCUCAUAAGAGCGACAAAGAAAGAGUCAAAAAGAAACUCGAUGAACCUAAGCCACCGAAAGUCGAGACCUCAUUUAAACCUGUUCUGAAAGAAAAAGUGAAUGGCAAAAUUCCGCAGAAAUCGAAGUCACCGUUCAAAUCAUCACCGUCUCAGGACUCGUCUUCGGAUUCCGAACUCGAAGGUAAAGUAAAACGCAAAAAUGACGCGCUUAUGGAAGGCGCUUAUGCAAACAGUCAGGAGCAACUUGCUGCCAGUACUAGCACUGCGAGCACAGACGACUUGGCUGCUAUCGCUCUGGAAUCAAAACGAAACCAGGACGAAUUCAAGAAAGAGGGAGAGAUCAAGAAAGAAGAAGCCGUGAAGGAAGAAUACAUCGAUAAGCCUGUCCUGGCCGCCCAAGCAAAUCCUGUCAAGCGAAAAAGUUUUUUGUCCGAAUCUGCCUCCUCUUCGAGCUCAUCGUCCAGCUCGAGUUCCAGUUCUUCAAGCUCAUCUGACUCCGCAAGUUCCUCAACAGAUAGUUCCGGCGACGAGCAAGAAAACGCCAAGAAAAAGCCAAAAGUUCAAGCAGGCAACAAGCCCUUAUCAGAGUUGAAUGGAAACGGGACGAAGAAACGCCGCGGCCGUCCUCCAAAGGCGAAAGUUGAGCCGACUCCUCAACCACCACCAAAGCCGACGACCUUCAUUCCAUCCGGCGUAAGAUGGGCCGAGUCGGAUUUUAUCACGAAUUUUAUACACAAAAUCUUUCAUUCUGAACACCUCAAUCCCGAACAUCGCCCAUUCCUGCACCCUCGACUUCACCCCCUCGGAGGUGGUGUAUCUUUGCACGCACACUACCACGAAGUAACGAAUCACCACUCGGUAACGCUCGACGAGUUUUCUGAAACCUUCGCUAAAGUCGCCAUUGCCGAAUACGAGCCCGGUCUGCCUGCAUUCAACAUCUCCAUCUUCCACGGAAGCGCUGUCAAAAUUCCUGACCCACUAGAAUAUUUCGCUAAUGCCCAUCCUGACCUCAAUGUAAAGGCCGAAGUCCUUGGAAACAAAAAAGAAGUACGAACAAUGAAGCUGUAUGAAUACAAACGAAAGGUUGAUGCUACGUUUCAACCCUUUUCGAGGAUGUUCCGAGAAGGACCAAUGCGAGAAAUCUCUCUUGUUGGAAAACGAGGCGAAGAAACCGGAUCAGAUUUUUCGGAAUUCACGAAGAUGCUCCAAGAAAAUGUGCCGAUCAUGAAAUGGCUCCUUCCAUGGGGAAGAUUGGCGCUGGACGAAAUCGACAGUCCAAAUAAAUCAGACGACGGGCCAAUCUGGUGGAUAAGACCUGGUGAACAGAGUGUUUCAUGCCAACAUGGUACUCCAGUCAAGGCAAACGUCGGAAAAGUUGGAUUCAAGCGAGCAAGAGAUUCGCGCGAACUGAACGUCAUCGAUCGAACAUUUCCUCACUUGGAUCAUCAAGACGAUCCUACCGGAAGAAGAACUACCCAUGCCGUGGGCGUGUUGAAAGCGGUCAAGUGCGGAAAACACUUUCCUGGAGAGCCCGUUCAAGUCAAAGAUGCCGUCCUUUUCGACUCUAAGCACAAGGAACUUCUCAUAAAUGCGUUGCAGAUGGACACUUACGAACCUCCUAUGACUCAGACUUCUGGAUGGCUUUCUCUUUCCAAGCUGAACGGGUUGCGAUCAGAUUAUCAAGUCAACUUUACGAAAGUCGAGCUCUACGACGAUGACAUCUACCUGAUCCCAAGAAACGUAGUCCACCAAUUCCGCUCAACAGCGGCCAUUUCCUCGCUGGCCUGGCACCUGAGGUUGCAGAGGUUCGCAAAUGAGAAGGACGGCUCGCCAGACAAAUGA
Molecule: messenger RNA, 1866 nt
Organism: Oikopleura dioica
Lineage: Eukaryota; Metazoa; Chordata; Appendicularia; Copelata; Oikopleuridae
Source: the annotation of a GenBank genome assembly